Molecule: messenger RNA, 1349 nt
Organism: Cucurbita moschata (crookneck pumpkin)
Lineage: Eukaryota; Viridiplantae; Streptophyta; Magnoliopsida; Cucurbitales; Cucurbitaceae
Exons: 8
Coding region: 89-1186 (365 amino acids)
Molecular function (GO): catalytic activity
Source: RefSeq, a predicted model, not a curated record
AAAAAAAAAAGGGGAAAAAAAAAGGUCGACGACGAUUUGCGUUACAUAGUUUCCCUCGGUUCCUAGUGAUCACAUCACAAUCGAAGAAAUGACAAGCUUCCGAUUCUUGUUCAGCAAUGGCGUCCUUUUGCAAGGCUCCGAAGUUCCUCCUGUCGCCACCUUCCUUGAAACUCAUCCUGGCGCUUAUACCACUACUCGGACCCAUAACAAUGCGUCGAGCAUUCUGUUUUGGGAUAGGCACAUGAAAAGGCUGACUCAAUCGGUAAAAAUUCUAUCAAAUUCGACUCCUCAACUCUUGUCUGAAUCGAACAGAACAGUCAAUAAACUGGUAAUACCGUCGCCGAUUGAUUCUAUUCCUUGGGAACCAGCUAUUCGAACGCUUGUCGAUGAUUCAAUGAGAAAAGUGUUACCGAUAGCAUUAAAUGAUAGAAAUGGGGAAGAAGAAUUGGCAGUUACAGUGCUUGUAAGUGUGGAUUUGGAAAAUUUGGGUGAAAGUGACGGUGUUGUGGAUGUAGAAAGAGUUAAAGAGGCUGUUGGUGUGCACACGCAUGUUGGUAAUUAUGUUCCUCGUGAAUUUGGUGUCCCGGAAAAUGGUGCAAAUCUGGCCGUCGUGGGUCGAGGAAGAGAUGCUGCUGCGGCAAAGUACUCGGAUUGGGUUAGGCGUAGGAAGCCUCUGGAAAAAUUGAGGCCUCCUUCUGUGACUGAGCUUUUGUUGUCAAACGAUGGUGAUCAGAUACUUGAAGGCUGCCUGACUAACUUUUUUGUUGUUUGCCGGAAGAAUAAUAAUGAAGCUAAAGGAACAAGCCUCCUUGAUUCUGCAAGUACACAUUCCUUUGAACUGCAGACAGCUCCCAUUAGCGACGGCGUUCUGACUGGAGUUAUUCGUCAAUUAGUCGUUGAAGCUUGUUUAAGCAUCGGCAUUCCAUUUCGAGAAGUUGCACCUACUUGGUCAAGCAAUGACAUGUGGGAAGAAGCGUUUGUUACAAAUAGCUUGAGAGUCAUGGAGCACGUGAAUACUAUUUGCAUGCCUAACAUAUGGGACUUACUCGAGUCGAAAACAUGGCGUGAGAUAUCAUGGAACAAAAAGUCGUUUAAGGAUGCUCCUGGAAUCAUCACAAGCACAAUCCAGAAAGAGAUAAUGAAGAAAGUUGUUGAGGAAGCAUUCCCGAUUGGUUACUACGUAUAAAAGGUGCUAUAAACAACUCUUUUUAGAUCAAAAUAUGAUGAAUUGUAUGCAUUUUAGUUUAAAUGUAUGAAAUGCUAUGAGUUUUUAGUCAUAUGGUUGUAAAUUGUAAAUAUAAUUAGCAGCAAAUUAAGUGGCAUAUGCAAUGCAUAAACUACUACAUCCA